Molecule: messenger RNA, 1665 nt
Organism: [Torrubiella] hemipterigena
Lineage: Eukaryota; Fungi; Ascomycota; Sordariomycetes; Hypocreales; Clavicipitaceae
Source: the annotation of a GenBank genome assembly
AUGACCCCAAAUACUAAGCAGGUCUGCGACAAUUGCAGGCUCAGAAAGACAAAAUGUGACCGUGGAGAUCCAUGUAAUAGUUGUAUCAUUCAUGAUAUUCCUUGCAGCUAUCUUCACAAUCCUCGCCGACGAGGCCCCAAAGGCGGCAAAGGAAAGCGGCUCACCUUGAUCAAACAGGGCCUUGCCACUCACCCAAUUAUUACCAACGAAGAUCCGGUCUUCACGUUUCAACAACCUGGAGGUUCUAAUAUACAAACCAACUCUCUGGGUCUUGGUGUUGCAUUUAACCUUGACGAUGCAGGCCUCUCUAGCCUCUCGCCGGUCCAUACGCCGCUUUCCUUUGGACCGGCGUCUAUGUUUCCGCUGGGUUUAGAGAGCUUGUCCACCAUUCUUACAGCCCAUAUCCAUGUGUUCAUGUCAUACAUUUUCCCCAUCUUGCCAGUGGUAGAUGGUCCAGUUCUUCUUCAGGACGCGGCGAGCCUUGACAGCCUGCCAGUGUCAAAGUACGCCGUCCUAUUGUCGCUGGCGGCCACAACCCGCAUCCAGCUCAAGCUUGACCAAGACAAGGCUCUAGAAACAAACCUUUUACCAAGUUUGCAAAACCAACCUCCCGUAUCGGGGCCACAGCUGCUAGCUGCAGCCGAAGCGGCGCAUUUGCAGGCCAAUGUCGUUGACAAUAUGACCCUCGACGCAAUUGUGGCGGGAUUCUUCUUAUUUACCGCCAAUGGAAAUUUGGAAAAGGGUAAUAAAGCAUGGUUCUAUCUGAGUCAGGCAAUUACUCUAGCCAUUAUGCUUGGGCUAAACAGAGAAGAUGCGGCGACGGCAAAGCUGUCCAUGGACGAGGUCGAUAUGAGACGCCGAAUAUUCUGGCUACUAUACAUCUCUGAACGGACGUACGCUCUUCAAACGCGAAGACCGAUUCUCUUGCGUGGAAGAGUCCCAAAACCACGGGUCAAAGGGUCGUCGACACCGCUCAUUAUGAACGACUUCGUCAACCACACUCGCCUGUUUGAAUCACUCCACGCCGAGCUCUAUAACUGGGAUGCAGGGGAGGACGGAACUGUAAGCCAUGCGAUUCCGCUGCACGAUAGCAUCACAUCAGCCAUCUGCGCUGUGCAGCCCUUACAUUCGGUACUUGAAAGCCAACAAUUUGACACACUUGUUACGCAACAGUGGCUGCGGGUGGCCAUGUGGCGCCUUGUAAAUGGCAAUUCUCCCGGGCAGAGGCUUGACUCUCCAGCCGCUGGGUUUGAGCUGCCGUUUGAGGCUGGCAAGUCCAUUAUGGCGGCGCUCAACUCAGUAAGCAACCGUUCUAAGGAUUGCCACGGCAUCUCUAUCGAGCAGAAACUGUUCGACAUAGGGAUGAGUUUAGUGGAUAUUAGCCCGCUUAUCAGUCAUCCAUCCACAGCGAUGGCGGUAGGGCCACAAGAUCUGCUGCAAAACAUUGUCAAGACCUUGGGUUGCAUCCGAGGGGUACAGUCGCAUCUGCUGCCGACCCUUGUGCACCACUCUGAAAAUGUCCUUGCGCUCAGUCAACUAGACGCUUGGUCCGAGUCGCUUUGGGCCGACAUUGGGCUUCCUCUGCGAUCGGUCGCGCAAACAGGAUUUGUCUUGGAUGAAGGAACGUUCGACCCUGAGGAUGAUGACUUAUCGUUUCUCUCUUGA